Messenger RNA from Spirodela intermedia, 3020 nucleotides. NCBI's taxonomy places the organism in Eukaryota, Viridiplantae, Streptophyta, Magnoliopsida, Alismatales, Araceae. The record is from the annotation of a GenBank genome assembly.
AUGGCUGGCAGAAGUUUGGAGGCCGUCGAGAACAAGAAGAGGGGCCUCUUCGGUAUUCCGGAGGUGGGGUUGCAGUGGAAACAGGAGGAGUGCUUCCACCCAGGGGGAUUGUUCGCGAGCGUCGGGCAGGUGGGAAUGGGAUUCGGCAUGUCCUCCAAUCCCCCAACCUCCAAGGAGAAGGGCCUGAAGAUUCCCUACACCGAUUUAUAUGUCAAGUACGUGUCGCCGGAGUUUAGAUACCGGCCGGUGGGGACAUUAGUGGAAGCAGGGGAGUUGGCGGAAGACGGGCAUGAAUCACAGAGGAAGUCGCAGAGGAAAGGCGGGCUCAAGUUCAAGUUCACGGUCGCAAACGCCUCCCUGAGAAGGCUAAUCAGCGGAGCCAUCGCCGGGGCGAUUUCGCGAACCACGGUGGCGCCCUUGGAGACAAUAAGAACGCAUCUCAUGGUGGGCAGCGGCGGCGACACCAUGACCGAAGUGUUCCACAACAUAAUGACGCAUGAAGGGUGGACGGGCUUGUUUCGGGGUAAUCUGGUGAACGUCAUCAGGGUCGCCCCGGGCAGGGCAAUAGAGGUGAGAAAGCAAGACCAUCAUAAAAAUUACCUGCUUCGUAGGCCUUUUGCAUUUCGACUUCAUUUGCUUUUUUCGUUGUCGUUUUUGAUCGCCCCCACCUGCUCAGAAGGGUUUUUCUUCUCAAAAGAGAAGAGAAAUUACCCGAUGCGAAGAACAUGAAUUUAAUUAUCGUGAUCACUGACGAAGGUAGUGUGUCCUCCUGUGGGCUUGUAUUUUCUGCAUGGAUGUUUUUCUUCGCUGAAUCUUCUCUAAUCUCUGGAACUUCUCUCUCUGUUCAGCUUUUUGUUUCUUCUUUAAUAUUUUAUCACUGUUUUUCUGUAAUUCCCAGUAUGGGAGAGUGAAUAUGGGAACUUUUUUUCUCCUGAAACCGAUGGUUAUGGGGACUAAGGUCGCCAGUUUCAAUCAUCUCUUGGAACAGCUGAAGCUGUUCUUGACAUAAGCAGUGAACACCUACUUUCAGAAGAAAAAAAAACGGAGGUUAUCAUUUUCUUGGUGCGUCAAGGACGCAAGACAGAUACAGCCCCUGCUGUUGUGGAGUGGAGACAUGACUAGAGCUUUGAUGCGUUUCAUAUGUGUGAUUAUUUUGACACCAAUGUACCAGUAAGCUUGGCUGGUUCCACCCCACGCUGACAUUUUUGCAGCACUUGCCGCUUUCCCUCACCUGCGUGUUUCACUUCCUUUCUUAUUAGUCAAGGUUUUGCGACUUGAAGCCCAUGGUUAGGAUAUCAAGAUUGGUAAUGUCAGGGCGCGCUCUGCUCAAUUCAUGGCUCCCCAAGAAAGUGGGAUGUCUUGACACCGACGCCAGUCUUCCUUCUGUGUCAUUGCUGAGCUAGUAUGGAUGUAGCUCAGUGUAAGCUUACGUAUCACCACAAGUCCUGACAUGUUAGCUCGAGGAGUCUCGCUUCAUCGGCCUGUAUCCUGUGGAUGAUAGAAUACAGGCAUCAAAUUAGGUAAAGUUAUCCUGGGACGAGUAACUUCAUUGAUGAUCAUUUCAGUGGAGCAAGGAAGGUAUGUGGGGUUGUUACUUGUUCUGGCGGAUCAGAUUGCCUUGGUUUUCUUCGCUUUAUCUCUCCUAUACGUGUUGGAACGGUGAGAGGUGACUGCAGCUCCCAUGCUGUGGUCAACACCUGUCGGUUGCUCCUAUGGCCACUGGCGCUAUUGCGCCCACCAAUUGGCAAACGAGGUGAUACAGAAGGCUGACUUCUUGAAUGAGAUGAAAGAAUAACGGGUUGGAGCAUAAUUGUGUCGAGCAUCAUCCGCUACUCAUUCUGUCUUUGAGGAUUUUGACUGAAUGAGUGAAACUAACCUGUUGUUGAAAUGGCUUACCUGGUUACGCUGGGGCUCUUAUUGAUCGCGAAAGAAAACUAAUUAUCCACUUAAUCGGACCCAAAUAAAAUUUCGUGUCGUAGUACACUUUUCAUAAAGAAAUAUAAAAAUUCGGAGCAUUUGACUUUUUUUAAUAUUUCGAUUUGCAUUUGAGAAACUAUGGAACCCACAUUCGUGUAAUUUAUGCCUGUUUAUAGCACCUUGCCAUUUAGUCAAUUUAGAUGUUCUAAGGUGAAUGGGCAGAUCAUUUUUGUGACUAGUUUACGUUCAUCUGCCUUGUGUUUUCAUUCCUUGAGCUGUGAUAGCAACACUCGUGGGUCUAAUUGUUCUCUACUUGCCCAAGGCUCACCAUAAUUGCUUAAAAAAAUCAUUGCUUGCAGUUGUUUGCUUUCGAGACGGGCAAGAAGUUUCUGACCCCUGAUCCUGGGGAGCAGCCCAAGAUCCCCCUGCCUCCUUCGCUGGUUGCUGGAGCCAUGGCUGGAGUCUGCUCAACAUUGUGUAUAUACCCUCUGGAACUGCUCAAGACUCGGCUAACCAUUGAGGUACUCCUUCGAGCAGGAUCGAACAACACUCAUCAAUAAGAUUUAUAUGCCGUCUACUUGGAGGGGUAGGUUAAGGAUGAUUUCCCCGUGUGAUUUUAUCUAUUGCAGAGAGAUGUGUACGACAAUCUUCUGCACGCAUUCAUCAAAAUUGUGAGAGAAGAAGGGCCUGGGGAGCUGUACAGAGGGCUCACCCCGAGUGUGAUAGGAGUGAUACCGUAUGCCGCCACCAAUUACUUUGCUUAUGACGCCCUGAGGAAGGCCUACAAGAGGAUUUCCAAGGAGGAGGACAUCGGCAACCUUGCGACCCUUCUGAUCGGGUCGGCGGCCGGCGCCAUUGCGAGCAGCGCGACCUUCCCACUGGAGGUGGCUCGGAAGCACAUGCAAGUAGGUGCUGUGGGAGGCAGGCAGGUCUACAAGAACAUGCUUCAUGCCCUCGUAUGCAUAUUCCAGCAAGACGGCGUUGGGGGGCUCUACAGGGGCUUGGGACCGAGCUGCAUUAAGUUGGUCCCUGCUGCGGGGAUUUCAUUCAUGUGCUACGAGGCAUGCAAGAAAAUAUUGACAGAGAAGGAAGAUGACAUCUGA